AUGGCAGGGAUCAUCGCGUCGAAGCUAGCCCUCGGGCAGGUGACCAAAACAUUCAACAGCCCUAUCGCCCGGACCUGGGCCCUUUGGUCCUCGUUUGGAGCCGCUCACCUCUACAUAGCCGGGUGUGAUGCCGUAGAGUUGCAUGGGUUUGGUGUUGGGUCUGUCCGCAUUCUCUCCAUGUACGGCAACAAGGUCCACGAAACUUUGAAAUAUAUCGACCCCGCCACCCACUCCUACGCAUAUUCGAUUGCCGACUCACCUGGAUUUCCAGCCACUGGCUCCCUCGGUUUCAUCCAGUUACAAGAACUUACAAAGGGGCAAACGCAGAUAACGUGGAGAGGUUUUGCAGAUCGUGUUGUACCAGGAGCCGAGCAGUCUUUGAAGCUGCAGUUGGAUGCACUAUAUAGUGAUUCUAUUGAGAAGGCCCGCAAAGCCUUGGAGCAGUAG
Clonostachys byssicola is the source of this 447-nucleotide messenger RNA. The record is from the annotation of a GenBank genome assembly. NCBI's taxonomy places the organism in Eukaryota, Fungi, Ascomycota, Sordariomycetes, Hypocreales, Bionectriaceae.